GCGUUUCUGGAGUUCAGCUUUCCGCUUUUCCUGAAUCUUAUCAUCAAGUUCGUGGAGCAAGACGAUGCGCCCGUUUGGCAAGGUCUUCUCCUGUGUCUGGCCAUGUUCUCCACCGAGGGCCUCUGCGGACUUGUUGAUGCUGCUGCGUCGAUUGGCUUGCAGACUGCCGGUCUCCGCAUUCGGGCAUCCUUGGUGUCUGCAAUUUUUCGGAAAGUUGUACUGCUGCGGCAAGACGCUAUGCUCAGCUUCUCCACAGGCAAGUUGAACAACAUGAUUACAACAGACGUGGACAAAGCAAAACGCGCCCUGCGCUCUCUCCAUGUGCUGUUGCUCACAGCACCAAUGAAGAUCUUCAUUGCCCUGUGGUCUCUGCACAGCUUAGUUGGCCCCUCCGUCUUCAUUGGACUGAGCUGGAUGGGUGUGGUGAUUCUGUUAAAUCCGGCCAUGAUGUACAUCAUGAACCGGUUGGAGGAUGCACAACAGGCGACGACGGACGAGCGAGUGCGCAAGGUCACAGAGGUUAUUUCCUCCAUCAACGUCAUCAAGUGCUAUGGCUGGGAGGAGCCCGCCACCGCCAAGGUGGAAGUGGCGCGACGCAAGGAGCUGUCAGCCUUGUGGAGGCUCUACUGCCUCUACACGGUCUUCGAAGGGAUGUGGUCCAGCGUAGUCCCUUGCUGCACUGCCUUGAUGUUUGCUUCCUACUCCUGGCUGAAUCCAGACAAGCCCCUCACUCCGUCGCAAGCUUUCACCGCCAUGAGCCUCCUGAGCAUGGUCCAGGAUCCGCUCUUCACCAUUCCCUGGGUGCUGAACCUCCUCGUUGAGGCCUUCGUUGCAGCCAAGCGCAUUGAAGGGCUCUUCUGGCUGAGCGAGUCUUCUCUGCCAGCAAUCUCGGCUUUGGGGAGCUUCCUCCCAGUGCAGGAGGAGCGGCGUCAGCCUUCGGUGGCCAGCAUGGUCCCUCCUCUGAAGCUGGACACCGGAUCCGCCAUUCGCCUCGACCACGCCUCCUUCGUCUGGAAGGAUCAGGAGCCUCGAGAACGCAGUCAGCCGACUUCCUUGGAGGAGGGAGAACAGCGAGGUGACUUUCAACUCCACGAUCUGACCCUGCACGUUCAGAAGGGCUCACUUGUUGCCGUGGUGGGCCCGACGGGCUCAGGAAAGUCGUCUUUUCUGCAGGCGCUGCUGGGUGAGAUGCUAAAGAAGGACGGAUCUGGCAAAGUCGAGGUGUCCCGGGCCAAGCCAAUCGCCUUCGUUCCACAGCAGCCGUGGGUCUUUAACGCCACGAUUCGACAAAACAUCCUCUUUGGGGAGCCAUACUCCGAGAACCUCUACAGAGAAUGCCUCCGAAGCAGCGACUUGGAGCAGGACCUGAGAAACCUUCAGGCUGGCGACCAGACCAGGGUUGGAGAGAAAGGCAUCGCCCUCAGCGGGGGACAGAAAGCUCGCAUCUGCCUCGCGCGUGCGGCUUACAGGAUGCGCGACAGCAGCAUCUAUCUUUUGGAUGAUCCUUACAGUGCAUUGGACUCGCGGGUUGCGUGGAGAUGCCACGAGGAGAUGGUUGCAGGCCAGCUGUCUCGGAAGACCCGCAUCGUGGCGAUGAAUAGGCUGGAGUUCUUGAGCUCCUGUGAUCAAGUGGUCGUCAUGUCCAAUGGGCAGAUCGAGGCCGCGGGACGCUACCAAGAGGUGGUCAGGAGCAGCUCCGUUCUUCAGGCGCUGCUUACGUCCCAGGGCCUAGCUGAGAGCGCGCGCGCACAGACGCAGAUGGCGAUGGAGCCCUCGAAUUUCUCCCGUGCCGUCAGCGCCGGCUCCGCUGGCUCUGCAGCUGACGGACAGAGGGAGGAGGACGAUGAGGACGACGAGGAAGCAGAAGGCUUGGAGGAGGAAGAGAGAGCCACCGGUCAGGUCCAGACAGAAGUUUUCAAGUACUACUUUCGGGCAAUGGGGGGCUGGUGCCCCGUGUCCUUCCUCGCCGCGCUGUACUUAGGCUCGGAGCUAGUGACUCUCAGCCUGCCCGUGUGGCUCGCUGUGUGGACGGCCGCCUCCACGAAGACCAGUGAGGUAUCCCUGGACCAGACGCGGCUUGGCACAGAGCUGCCCUGCUGUUUUCGCUCCUGA
Messenger RNA from Symbiodinium necroappetens, 2112 nucleotides. NCBI's taxonomy places the organism in Eukaryota, Dinophyceae, Suessiales, Symbiodiniaceae. The record is from the annotation of a GenBank genome assembly.